AUGGUCCGAGCAUUCUCAUCUGUUCCGGCUGGAUGCCCUGGGGCUAUCAGUGGACCUGUUUGCUAUGAGGAUGAUAUUGCGCAUGUUCAGGUGAAUAAUGGGUAUAGUAAGAAGUACGCUGAUGGUUGGGAACGCAUCUUUGGCAAGGCCAAAGGAGACAAACAAGCUGUCAAGAAAUAG
Molecule: messenger RNA, 180 nt
Organism: Perkinsus marinus ATCC 50983
Lineage: Eukaryota; Perkinsozoa; Perkinsida; Perkinsidae
Exons: 2
Coding region: 1-180 (59 amino acids)
Source: RefSeq, a predicted model, not a curated record